Brassica rapa (field mustard) is the source of this 948-nucleotide messenger RNA. RefSeq lists its product as uncharacterized. Lineage: Eukaryota; Viridiplantae; Streptophyta; Magnoliopsida; Brassicales; Brassicaceae. The record is from RefSeq and is a predicted model, not a curated record.
CGGUUAAAAAAUCUAGUUGUAUGUAAUAGGAGAAAACGGUUAAUUAGGAAGAAACGGUUACGUAAAAAUGAUAUAUAUAUAUUUUGUUUAUCUUUAAAUAAAGAAAAUAAAUAAGUGGACAUAACCUUACAUCAAUUGGUCAUGUUGCUGUUUUAAUAGAAUAGAUUUUCGUUUAAAGUACUUUUGAAUUUUUUUCGCUUCAGUUUUUCAAUAACACGUGUGUCUUAUUUACAAAAGGAAACAAUUUCACUGAAAUUAUAUGAUGAUGUAAUUAUUAUUUAGUGUCAAAAAAAUAGCUGAAAAGAUAUAUACUAAAAUUUUAGAUAAGUUAAAAAUAUCAAUAACGACAAAAUUGUGUUCCUCUCCUUAAAUCGCUCUGGUGUUCCUAUAAGUAGUUCAGAUUCUUUGUCAACACAAUUCAAUCUAGCAAAAAUUUAUCUAAAAACAAAAAUCCUAAUCAAUAGUACAAUAAUCAUUUAAAUAUUAAUAGAGAGUAGAAGAAAAAAUCGUGCAAACUAAAAUGGAAAAAGUAAAUUUCUUUGCAAUAAUCUUUAUGGUGUUGUUGGUCGUGACAAGGGUUUCUGCGGAAGAGCCACCGGUGAAAGUGACGGCCAAUGAGGUGACUCUUGCGGCGGAGGCGGCAGCAUCGAGUUUCAAAAGCAGCGCCGGAGAGGCUGCUCAAGGGGCCAGAACAUGGGCCGAUUGGGCUACGAGCAAAUUCAGGAAUGCUGGCGUAAAUUUUGAAAAAGCACCCGAUUCAGAGUGAAACGUAUGGAAGUCUCAAGUAAACAUCUACCUUUAAGAAUAUGCAUAAAUGUUUAUCAAGAAAAAUAUGUAAAUUGAGCAAGCAACAAUAUAGUUGCAUUCUCUUGUAUCUUAUUGUAUAAGAAAACUUUCCAUUAAAGCUAACACGUAAUUAUCAAUAAAAUUUGAUAAUAUUAUGUAAAA